AUGGUAUUACCAAAAAAACAAGUUGUCAAUCAAACACACGAAAGAUGCUUCGAGGUAGAAAAAAGUCCAAACAAUUCCAACCCCUUGUUGGAUACUACAGUACCACUUUACGAUUGGGAUACUUAUACGCAAGGUUUAAUAUUGUCCUCGGUGUUCUGGGCAUACGGACCCAUGCAUUUCGUCUACGGGCCAUUGAUUCAACGCUUUGGUGGCAAGUUUUUCUUGGGCCAAGCAAUUUUCCUUCCCUCUCUCCUGACCACUUUGAUUCCAUUUGCCGUCAAAUGGAGAGGAUCGACGGCUCUGAUAGCUUUGCGCUUCCUUUUUGGUUUGAGCAGUGGUGCCAUUUAUCCAGCCAUUGGUUCGAUGUCACCCCACUGGCUACCAUCGUCCGAACGCACGAGUUUCGGCAUUAUUUGCGCUGGAUACGAAAUCGGUACGAUACUGGGAUCCAUCAUCCCCGCCCUGAUUAUUAAGUACUCCGGUUACGGAUGGCCCGCUGUUUUUUACUGUUUCGGCACUCUGGGCGUGAUUUGGCUCCCCUUUUGGAUUUUACUCUGUUACAACAACCCGGACGAGCACCCCUUCAUAUCGGACGAGGAAAAAAAGUUUUUACAAGAUAGUACGAAGCAUGGCUUGAACAAGACGACCCGACCAGCUCCUUAUCGGCACAUCCUCAAAUCCAUGCCUUUUUGGGCCUUCACGAUGGGACUUUUGGGAACCAAUUGGACGUACUUGGGUAUGGCCAACGAUCUGCCCAAGUUCAUGAAAAGCCUCGGACUGGCCAUCGACAAAAUCGGCUACGUGGCGGCAGCUUCGUAUUUCCUGAUAUGGUUGAACUCGGUACUGUCAUCGUGGCUGGUCAAUUCAGCGCUCUCCAAGGGGAUGACGACGGUAGGGAGAAUAAGAAAAGCCGUGGGUUCGAUGGCAAUUCUCGGACCGGUGAUGUUUAUUAUUUGCGCCUCGUACGCGGGAUGCAACGAGCACCUCGUCGUAGCGGCGUUUGUCAUAGGCAUGACGCUCAUGGGCUUUGGUAACGUCAGCGUUAGCGUGAACCACCUAGAUCUGAGUCCCAAUUUUUCCGGGACUUUGCUCUCGAUUUCCAACGGACUGAACACCCUCUGCGGGGUCGUGUCGCCGUACAUUGUAGGCUUGAUGACAACCAAUCAGACGAUUGCCGAGUGGCGGUCGGUCUUUUGGAUCAACUUUGCCGUGGCCGUGGUCACUUGUGCUUGUUUCGUCGCUUACGGCAGUGGAGAGAUUCAGUACUGGAACGAUAUGAAUUUCAAGAGAAAUGUCAAGACUAUCGAGAGGUUGGAUUCACUUUAA
Copidosoma floridanum is the source of this 1326-nucleotide messenger RNA. RefSeq names its product dietary and metabolic glutamate transporter pseudogene. Lineage: Eukaryota; Metazoa; Arthropoda; Insecta; Hymenoptera; Encyrtidae. The record is from RefSeq and is a predicted model, not a curated record.